Prunus armeniaca (apricot) is the source of this 597-nucleotide messenger RNA. The record is from the annotation of a GenBank genome assembly. Lineage: Eukaryota; Viridiplantae; Streptophyta; Magnoliopsida; Rosales; Rosaceae.
AUGUCGUCCGCCCCAAACCCCACCCACCCCUCCACCCAAAAUUACCUAACUACCCUCGGACUCGGCUACGGCAUCGCCAUUGCGCUCGGCUUCCUCGUCCUCUUCUCCACUCUCCUCCUGGCCUCCUACAUCUGCUGCCGCGUCUCCCGCCACCACCACCACCACCACCACCACCACCCGCCUCCCAAUCCGAACCGGAACCCGAACAACUCCGACGGCGUCAUCCUCCCCCGAAUCAUCUUCGUCGCCGAGGACGACAACGACCAGCAGCAGCAAGACGACGAUGAGAACGCCGUCGUCGGGAUCCACCAGAGCGUCAUCAACUCCUACCCCAAGUUCCCCUUCUCCAAGGACGUGGCGGCCGCCGAUUCAUCCACGUGCUCCAUCUGCUUGUGCGACUACAAGGACGCCGAGAUGCUCCGGAUGAUGCCCGAGUGCAGGCACUACUUUCACCUGAUGUGCCUCGACGCCUGGCUCAAGCUCAACGGGUCGUGCCCCGUUUGCCGGAACUCUCCGUUGCCGACGCCUCUGUCCACUCCGUUGCAGGAGGUCGUGCCUUUGUCUCAGUACCCUGCCGAUCGGAGAUGGAGGAGGUGA